Toxorhynchites rutilus septentrionalis is the source of this 1075-nucleotide messenger RNA. Its product is annotated as carbonic anhydrase 1-like. Lineage: Eukaryota; Metazoa; Arthropoda; Insecta; Diptera; Culicidae. The record is from RefSeq and is a predicted model, not a curated record. Bases 1 to 987 code for a protein of 328 amino acids. The transcript has a single exon. Gene Ontology annotation, molecular function: carbonate dehydratase activity; zinc ion binding. Gene Ontology annotation, cellular component: cytoplasm.
AUGGCCCAAGACAACCAUUAUGCUGCUGACACACUGUCAGAAGUCAAUAGUUCCGAACUAAAUGAAGCACCUUCCAAUAUAAUCGUGGCCCUGGGAUGCGAGGAAGCUGCCUUGCCAUCCCCAAUCGACAUCAACAUUAACAACGCCGAACGCAUUGAAUUACCAGCUCUCUCGUGGGAUAAUUAUGAGAAAACCUCUUUGAAAUUUAAACUGAUCAACACCGGAGAAACUGUCAUUAUAAGAGCCAGGUGGGCUGAAGGGGAGCAUCCAUCCAUUCGAGGGGGCCCUUUAGAGGGAACCUAUUUGUUCUCGCAGAUACAUUUCCACUGGGGAAACUCGGCUGUCGAUGGGAGUGAGCAUACCAUCGAUGGGGCGUCGCUGCCACUGGAAAUGCACGUGGUCCACUUCAGCACCAAAUUCAAGGAUCGGAAGGAAGCCGUGAAGCAUGUUGGUGGAAUACUAGUCAUCGUUUACUUCUACAAUCUGAAGUCCGACCCAAACAAAUACAUCGCGCCGGUAAUCUCGAACUUGAAGCAGAUCACUUUCCCGGAUGCGGUAAUCAAAAUAACCCCUUUCCCGAUCCUCAAUCUGUUCCACACAUUCUCCAGUGAGUACUUCACCUAUUGGGGUUCAACGAAAACGGUGGACAGCAGCCAUCCGGUGCUGUGGAUGAUUUCCCGCACUCAGGAGUGCAUGGAUUUCCAUCAGCUGACACAGUUUCGGUGCCUACUUGACCAGCAGAUGCGGGUGAUUCGACGGGAACCGAAACAGGUCGCCAGCCAGGAGGGAAGACAUUUGUUCCACGUGAAUCCACUGACCCAUUACACCAACUCGACGUUGUCCGUUUUGCCGCACUCCAAGUAUAUAAACGAUCGCUGGGUGGUUGACAGGAUGGAUAUCGACAUUGGUGCCCCCGGUGGAUGCAAAGAAUUGAUCGAAGUCAUACAUCGGGAGAUGAGAGAAAGAAAUUUGCAACUUGAUGGUUAGAAUUUGGCCUAUGUGCGCGCUAUAAACUUCAUUCGAAAACUAAUUAAUGAAAUUAAAUUAUUAAAAUAAAGCAUAAUGAAUUUUGAAA